Tricharina praecox is the source of this 608-nucleotide messenger RNA. RefSeq lists its product as uncharacterized. The record is from RefSeq and is a predicted model, not a curated record. Gene Ontology annotation, cellular component: ribosome. The transcript is spliced from 2 exons. Lineage: Eukaryota; Fungi; Ascomycota; Pezizomycetes; Pezizales; Pyronemataceae. Bases 81 to 446 code for a protein of 121 amino acids. Gene Ontology annotation, molecular function: structural constituent of ribosome. Gene Ontology annotation, biological process: translation.
CCUCAUCUCACCUCCGGCACAGACACGGGCACGGCAUUGAGCAACUCUACGCAGCACCACAAUAGGACAGGACAAGGACAAUGUUCGCCCUCCGCACCGCCCUCCGCACCGCCGCCGUGCGUGUUUCCGCCGCCCCCACUCCCGCGCUCACCCGAAACUUCUCGCUCAUGACGCUCCGCCGUCCCACCGUUUUCGGCGCUGCACCGGCCGGUUUGGCCGCGCCGCCGACUACGAUCACGGGAGUCAUUGACACGCUCGCAUCGCGCAUCAGUGCGUCGCCCGCGCUGCAGGCGCUGCAGGUCCGCAACGGUCCUCGCGACACGUUCGAUCCGUCGCACCGGGUGCGCAAGAGGCGUGCGGGAUUCUUGACCAGGAAUGGGUGCAGGACUGGAAGGGCUAUCCUGAAGAGGAGGAGGCUGAAGGGGAGGAAGAACUUGAGCCAUUAAGGUCGGACGGGCAAUGAAUGCGUGUGGGAGGGAUGUGCGAAUUGUAUUUGUAGAUCAUGAUGGUUGGGAUACUAGAGGUGGUGUUUCUUUUUUGAUCGGCUUAUGAUACAUGCGCCCCCUCCCCCCACUUCCGUCUUUCUAUGUAUAAAGUACAUUUCGAGA